AUGAUGGACCCGGAGCUUCGUGCCCACCUGUUCGACACAACUGUUCUCCCGGUGCUCUGUUACACAGCUAAAACUUGGGCUGACACUGUAGCCACGUCGAAAGCUCUGCGGAACGAUCAGAAGGCGUUCGAGCGCAGUUUUCUGAAGAUGAGCGGACACAAACAACACCUUGUCGGAUUUCGCAGUACGGAUUUGAGAAAAAUGUCCCGUCUUUGUGACUCAGCGGAAUACGUUGCGAAAGCGAAACACCUAUGGGCGGUUACAUCAGAGAAACAACAGACGACAGAGGGACAUAAAAAACGUUGGAGUGGAGACGCACGUCAUCUGAUGCCGGUCAGUUAA
Messenger RNA from Cylicostephanus goldi, 342 nucleotides. Lineage: Eukaryota; Metazoa; Nematoda; Chromadorea; Rhabditida; Strongylidae. The record is from the annotation of a GenBank genome assembly.